AUGAGCUGGAGGGUUGCUGAGUUCCUCUACUUCCUCUUUCUAUGGGACCAUAUAACUGUCCACCCUUCUCACCAGGAGCCUGCUGUGACCAACCAACAUGUCUCCAAGGAAUUUGACUGGCUUAUUUCAGACAGGGGGCCGUUCCACCAUUCGCGGAGCUACUUAUCCUUUGUGGAAAGACAUCGUCAGGGAUUUACAACCCGAUAUAAAAUAUACAGGGAGUUUGCCCGUUGGAAGGUGAGGAAUACGGCCAUUGAACGGAGGGAUCUACUCCGGAACCCCGUCCCUUUGAUGCCUGAGUUUCAGAGAAGCAUACGCCUGCUGGGCAGGAGACCCACAACACAGCAGUUCAUCGACACCAUCAUCAAAAAAUACGGCACCCACAUCCUCAUCUCUGCCACUUUAGGAGGAGAGGAAGCGUUGACCAUGUAUAUGGACAAAAACCGACUUGACCGGAAGUCGGGCAAUGCCAGCCAAAGUGUUGAGUCCCUUCACCAGCUUGCCUCUUCGUAUUUUGUGGACCGGGAUGGAACCAUGAGACGUCUUCAUGAGAUUCAGAUCUCCACAGGAGCAAUCAAGGUCACCGAAACGCGAACGGGUCCUCUGGGCUGUAACAGUUAUGACAAUCUGGACUCUGUGAGUUCUGUCCUUCUACAAAGCACGGAGAGCAAACUCCAUCUCCAAGGUCUCCAGGUCAUCUUUCCUCAAUACUUGCAAGAGAAAUUUGUGCAGUCAGCCCUGAGUUACAUCAUGUGCAAUGGAGAAGGUGAAUAUAUCUGCCGAGACAGCCAGUGCGGAUGCCAAUGUGCCGAAGAGUUCCCUCAGUGCAAUUGUCCCAUCACCGACAUCCAGAUAAUGGAAUACACGUUGGCUAACAUGGGCAAAUCCUGGACAGAGGCCUACAAAGAUCUAGAGAAUUCAGAUGAAUUCAAGUCCUUCAUGAAGAAACUACCUAACAACCAUUUCCUGACCAUUGGGAGCAUCCAUCAGCACUGGGGGAAUGACUGGGACCUUCAGAACCGCUACAAGCUCUUGCAGAGUUCCAUGGAGGCUCAACGACAGAAGAUCCAACGCACUUCCCGUAAACUCUUUGGCCUCAGCAUCCGUUGUCGGCACAAUCCUCACCACCAGCUGCCUAGGGAAAGGACGAUACAGCAGUGGCUCUCCCGAGUCCAGUCUUUGCUUUACUGCAACGAGAAUGGCUUUUGGGGGACCUUCCUGGAGAGCCAACGGAGCUGUGUCUGCCAUGGGAGCACCAGUCUGUGCCAACGGCCCAUCCCGUGCAUCAUCGGUGGCAACAACAGCUGUGCCAUGUGUAGCUUGGCCAACAUCUCCCUCUGCGGCUCCUGCAACAAGGGCUACCGCCUCUCUCGGGGCCGCUGCGAGCCCCAGAACGUGGACUCUGAGCGCAGCGAGCAAUUCAUCAGCUUCGAGACAGAUUUAGACUUCCAGGAUCUGGAGCUGAAAUACCUCCUUCAAAAGAUGGAUUCCCGCUUGUACGUCCACACGACUUUCAUCAGCAACGAGAUCCGCCUGGACACCUUCUUCGACCCCCGGUGGCGCAGGCGCAUGUCCCUGACCUUGAAGAGCAACAAGAACCGGAUGGACUUCAUCCACAUGGUCAUCGGGAUCUCCAUGCGUAUCUGCCAGAUGCGCAACAGCAGCCUGGACCCCAUGUUCUUUGUCUACGUGAACCCUUUCAGCGGGAGCCACUCCGAAGGUUGGAACAUGCCCUUCGGAGAGUUUGGCUAUCCGCGUUGGGAGAAAAUCCGUCUGCAGAACAGCCAGUGUUACAACUGGACUCUCUUGCUGGGGAACCGGUGGAAAACGUUUUUUGAGACUGUCCACAUCUACCUACGCAGCCGGACUCGGUUGCCCUCCUUGAUGCGUAACGAGACUGGUCAAGGGCCUGUGGAUCUCUCCGAUCCCAACAAGCGCCAGUUCUACAUCAAAAUUUCAGACAUCCAAGUGUUUGGAUACAGCUUGCGCUUUAAUGCCGAUCUGUUGCGUAGCGCGGUGCAGCAAGUCAACCAGUCCUACACGCAAGGCGGGCAAUUCUACUCCUCUUCCUCGGUCAUGUUGCUGAUGUUGGAUAUACGGGACCGAAUCAACAGAUUGGCACCUCCUGUAGCCCCUGGAAAGCCCCAGCUGGAUCUCUUCUCUUGUAUGCUCAAACACCGUCUGAAACUAACCAACACGGAGAUCAUCCGGGUGAACCACGCGCUGGAUCUAUACAACACGGAGAUCCUUAAACAAUCCGAUCAGAUGACGGCCAAACUCUGCUAA
Messenger RNA from Protobothrops mucrosquamatus (brown spotted pit viper), 2286 nucleotides. RefSeq names its product BMP/retinoic acid inducible neural specific 1 (gene BRINP1). The coding region runs from base 1 to 2286 and encodes 761 amino acids. Gene Ontology annotation, biological process: negative regulation of mitotic cell cycle; positive regulation of neuron differentiation. The record is from RefSeq and is a predicted model, not a curated record. NCBI's taxonomy places the organism in Eukaryota, Metazoa, Chordata, Lepidosauria, Squamata, Viperidae. The transcript is spliced from 7 exons.